GAAUGUCUUUCCCUUUCAGCGCUCAGUUCCUGUUGAAUUUUUAAAUAGUGAAUUAUGAAAUUAUUCUUGUUGACAGUUUUUGUUGCUCUCUUUGCUGGAGCUUACUCAACUCCAAUUGAGUACAAUGCACCACGUUUCGGUAUUGCACCUGAUGAAGAUGGACGCAUGCAUGUCUUUGACAUGAACGCAGCUGAAGUUGAACCAGAGCCAAGCUUUAAUGCUGAUACUGAUGUCAUUUUCCUUCUCUUCACAAGACGUAACCGCAGUGCUGGACAAAGAAUCACAUUCGACAUGAAUACAGUCAGAAACUCAAACUGGGUAGCUGCCAAUGGUGCACGAUUCAUCAUCCACGGAUGGAACAGCAACCAAAAUACAGCCCUAAAUACUUUCAUCAGAAAUAGCUUCCUGGACAGAGCUGAUCACAAUGUUGUUGUUGUAGAUUGGGGUGCAGGUGCACAAACACCAAAUUAUUUGACUGCCAGAAAUCGCGUUGGUGCAACUGGUGCUGCCGUAGCAAGAUUAGUCAAUGCAAUGAGAACUGCUGCCUUAACUGCCCCAGCUCGAGUUAUUAUUGUCGGUCAUUCAUUGGGAUCACAUGUUGCUGGUCAUGCUGGUAAAUUAAUCACUGGUCCACAAGUCGCUGCUAUCUACGGAACUGAUCCUGCUGGUCCACUAUUCAAUGUCAACAGCCCAGCAGAUCGAUUACAUUCAACUGAUGCCGUCUACACUGAAGCUUUGCAUACAAAUGCUGGAACUUUAGGAUUUGAUGAGCCAAUCACACACGCUUCUUUCUAUCCAAAUUGGGGUUCAACUCAACCAGGCUGUGGAAUUGAUGCCACUGGUGCCUGCGCUCACGAAAGAUCCAACUUAUUCUACUCAGAAUCAGUCAACAGCAACAGAUUCGUCGCAAGACAAUGUACAGGAUAUGCACAAAUUACAUCUCGUAACUGCCCAGGAACUGGAACCACUGGUGUUAUGGGAGGCGAUGCUGGCAAAUCUCUUCGUGGUGUCUUCUUUUUGGAAACUAACUCAGCAUCUCCAUUCGCUAGAGGUUAAAUGUUGAUUAGAGGAUUUAUGUUGAUUUGAAUAAAUGUUGAGUAUUGGGAUAAUGGAAAAGAUUGUUGUGUUCUUAUUACUAGCUUCAUUACAAUGAAUUUUACACAUUAGAUGAGAACUUAGCUAAGCAGAUUAUAUCUUGAAGACAACAGAGCAAAUCUAGGCCAUAUAUACUUGAUAUACCUCAGCAAACGACAGUUCAUUGAGAAUCACUAUGCUUAAUUUCCAUUAAAUCUAAUGCCACUAAUCUCUUCCAAUCUUCAAUGAACAGCAUUGUCAUUCUCAUCAUUCUAUCCAUAAUCAAGUCCCACAACAAUCAAUAAAGUUCUAAAUUCUCAAAUAAAAGGCAAACCUCUCAGCUGUUAUCUAAUCAACAAGUCAAAAAUAAUUUUUCUCAAACAUCAUCAGCUCAACAGCACAAUACAUUCGCAUUUCCAGUAGCUUUAUAGUUUAUAAUCUGUCACUUAUCAAGCCUAUGGUCUCUUAAUUUGUUUCUUUUGUGACGUUUCAUUGCGAUUGCCGAUAAUUAAGUUCAUUCAUAUCACAUAAAAUUUUUCAAUAAAGUUGAGUGCUAAGCAUCGAUAGGUUUUAGUUCCUUUCGAGUUGUUGAAUAGUGAAAAAUGAAAUAUUUCUUGUUGACAGUUUUUGUAGCUCUCUUUGCUGGAGCUUACUCAACUCCAAUUGAGUAUAAUGCACCACGUUUUGGUAUUGCACCUGAUGAAGAUGGACGCAUGCAUGUCUUUGACAUGAACGCAGCUGAAGUUGAACCAGAGCCAAGUUUUAAUGCUGACACUGAUGUCAUUUUCCUUCUCUUCACAAGACGUAACCGCAAUGCUGGACAAAGAAUCACAUUCGACAUGAAUACAGUCAGAAACUCAAACUGGAUUGCUGGCAAUGGUGCACGAUUCAUCAUCCACGGAUGGAACAGUAACCAAAAUACAGGAAUGAACACUUUCAUCCGAAACAGUCUUCUCGACAGAGCUGAUCACAAUGUUGUUGUUGUAGAUUGGGGUGCAGGAGCACAAACACCAAAUUACUUAACUGCCAGAAAUCGCGUCGGUGCUGUUGGUGCUGCUGUAGCUAGAUUAGUCAAUGCAAUGAGAACUGCUGCUUUAACUGCCCCAGCUCGUGUCAUCAUUAUUGGUCACUCAUUGGGAGGUCAUGUAUCUGGACAUGCUGGUAAAUUGAUCACUGGUCCACAAGUUGCUGCUAUCUAUGCCACCGACCCAGCUGGUCCACUAUUCAACAUCAACACUCCAACUGAUCGUCUUCACUCAACUGAUGCCGUCUAUACAGAAGCAUUACACACAAAUGCUGGAGUUUUAGGUUUCGAUCAACCAAUCACACAUGCUUCAUUCUAUCCAAAUUGGGGUACAACUCAACCUGGAUGCGGAACUGAUGCCACCGGUGCCUGCGCUCACGAAAGAUCCAACUUAUUCUACUCAGAAUCAGUCAACAGCAACAGAUUUGUUUCAAGACAAUGUACUGGAUAUGCACAAAUCACAUCACGUAACUGUCCAGGAACUGGAACCACUGCUUCUAUGGGAGGCGAUGCUGGCAAGUCUCUUCGUGGUGUCUUCUUCUUGGAAACCAAUGCUGCUUCUCCAUUCGCUAGAGGUUAAAUUUGUGAAAAUUUUAUUUUUUUGAUUGAAUAAAUUUGAAAAAUUGAAUUUUCAAGCUUUUUAUUACAAUUAUGUUCCAGCUUUUGAUAUGUUCUAAGAAGUUCAAAUUUCAAUCUGUUCCAAAUUUUACAAUAAUCCAUUUUCAUACCAGUUUCAAUCCUGUUCUAUUUUAUUUGAU
Chironomus riparius is the source of this 2856-nucleotide messenger RNA. Lineage: Eukaryota; Metazoa; Arthropoda; Insecta; Diptera; Chironomidae. The record is from the annotation of a GenBank genome assembly.